AUGCCUUUAAUUGUUUGUAUACCACAUGGAGGACGUCAGCGUCCACCAGAAGUACAAAAUCGUGAAAAUUCCUCAAAAACAAUUACAAAAAAUGAUCUUUAUAUUCAAGAAAUUGGAAAAGAUCUAAAAAAGGAAAUUAUAAAACUUAAAAGUCAACCUUAUUUAAUAGUAAAUUACUUGCAUAGAAGCAAACUUGAUGUUAACCGCAAAUUAGAAGAAGGAUCUUCUGCUCCUGAAACUAAAAAAGCUUGGGAAGAGUAUCAUAAUUUUAUAUCCCGAGCGAUUGAAGAUAUAAAAGAAAAACACGGACGUGGCUUAUUGAUUGACCUUCAUGGUGAGAAAAAUGUCGUUUUGGUUUUUAUUGUAUUGCUUAUUUUUUUAUACAUAGGACAUGUGCAAUCUGAAAAUAUCGAGUUGGGAUAUAUGCUAUCGAAAGAGGAGUUAAUGCUAUCAGAUGAACAUAUUAAUCAAUCCUCAUCUGUUCAAACUGAGUCUAGCAUAAAAAAUCUUUAUCUUUAUCAUAAAGAAUCGCUUUCUUUUGCAGAAUUGCUACGUGGAAAAUUUAAUUCUCUUGGCGGCAAGUUGCAAUCAUAUAGUUAUGAAACAACUCCUUCUCAUAUUAACCAAUGUCCCAAAGAAGAUGAAAAGUAUUUUUCUGGUGGAUAUACUAUAAAAAAAUAUAAAUCAUUCAUCAAUGCCAUCCAAAUUGAAUUACCAAGAAAAUAUCGUCCAGAUAAACCAAAUAAAGAAAGUCGAGAAUUUUUAGAAAAUCUAGCAGAUAGCAUUAUAUGGUUUUUUAACAAAUAUUUUGCCGAAGAAAACAAAAUUGACUCUAGUAAUACCCCAAGUUUAGAACUUUCAAGCAAUUUCCAGGAAAAAGUUAGCAUCAGUACCGAUUCUCAACAGUCUAAUAAACAACUUGAAGCACCUGAUAAAUGUGAUGAUCUUAAUCAUGCAAUGCUUGGAAAUAAUAUGGCAAAAUAUUGGCAAGAAUAUUAUUUAUUGAACGGAAUAGAUGUUAAAAAGGAUUAUGAAGCUGCACUUAAGCUUUUCAAAGAAGCAGCCGAUGAUGCUCAACUUCGAUAUGCAUUUGCUUUUCUUGAAGAUAAAAAUAAUAUGAAUGUACCAGAAAUAAUUAAAUAUAUAACUAUGGCAGCACAUCAUGAAAAUUCUACUGCACUUUAUAACUUGGGUGAUAUUUAUUGGAAUGGAAAGUUAGGGGUUUCAAUCGAUAGAGUAAAGGCUGAAUCAUAUAUUAAGUUGGCAGCUUUAAAAAAUUAG
Molecule: messenger RNA, 1281 nt
Organism: Dentiscutata heterogama
Lineage: Eukaryota; Fungi; Glomeromycota; Glomeromycetes; Diversisporales; Gigasporaceae
Source: the annotation of a GenBank genome assembly